Molecule: messenger RNA, 2142 nt
Organism: Notechis scutatus (mainland tiger snake)
Lineage: Eukaryota; Metazoa; Chordata; Lepidosauria; Squamata; Elapidae
Source: RefSeq, a predicted model, not a curated record
CCCACGGGAGGCUGCUCUUGCUGGGUCUGUUCCUCUCCGGCCCCGGUGGGGAAUCGCCGGGCGCUCUUUGUCCUGGAAAGGCCAAAGAGGGCGCGAGUGAUCGGCGUGGCGGGGGACGGAAGGGGGAUCAGGCGAAACAGAUCUGUAGCACCGGAUUCUAGGAAGCUGAAGAAGGGCAGAGCUUCAACAACAUGGCUAGCAAGCCCAGAAAUCAAAAGCCAGGAUGGAAACUGGCAGCCAAGGCAUCUCAGUUGAAGAGACCACGGAAUGUUGUUCCUUGGCAAAGCAAGGCCGAAUGGGAUCAAGUGAUGGUGGGGCUGUAUUGUGAGGACUGCCAGACGCAACGAGAUGCCCUGGACAGAGUGUCUGUCUGGAAGAGCAGGUUUGGGUCCAAGAUGCCUUUAGCUGUGGAAUGCACUGCAGACCUGAUCCGUUGUAAGCUCCUAGAUGCCUCUGGAGUUCUGAAAUCCCACGAACUGAUCUUGACCUAUGGCCUGGCACUGGUGAGGUUUUUGAAUCUCAUCACCGAGCGGAAGCAGAAGAAGAUUACCAUUCCACUGAGGCAUCUAGCAAAGGAGCUGAACAUCCCCACCUGGAUUGUUGAUCUCCGUCAUGACCUAACCCAUGGCACCCUUCCCCAGCUGGUGACUUGCCGAAAAGGUAAGAAAUUCAAAACUGAUAUCCUGGACAAAGCGCAGGAGGUUUAUGAGCACCAUUUAGCUGUUCUCAGGCAGCAGCCAGAUGUCAAUCAAGCUUGCAGAAUUUGGAACAUAGCUACUUCAGAGGUGGAGUGGGUUGUGGCUCAAAUGAAAGAUUUAUUACAAGAGAACAGGGAAGUUGUGGCUGAGACGUUGCUCGAAGAUGGCUUUCUCAUUCCAACUGCUGACACUUUACAGAUCUUGAAUAUUCCUCCUCAAGAAACUCACAAGUGGGAUUUUAAGAUCCCUCCAGCAUUUCUUCGUUUCUGGCAGCCCCUGCUUAGAGGUUUGCACUCCAAACAUUCCACUCAGACUCUACUGGAGAAAAUGUUUGAUGAUUUGAAGGCGCACGCAAGGAUUUCGUCACUUCGGUCUCAGUACCUCAUCAACUGGAUUGCAAAAAUUCUGAAGGCUAACUUGCCAGUUAAAAAAAAGUUAAAGUCUUCCAAAACCAAGACGAAACAAAGCUGCUUGAGAUUGUUCCAUCACCAUAUUUCAUUACAGUGGCUGAAGCUUCUCAGAGAUUGCCUAGAUGCGCCUUGCUGGGCCAGUCCUCACCUUUUGCAUCUUAUCCUGUUGAGUAUGGAGCCCCCAUUGCCAGCUGAGGCUCAGGAGAAGCUCCUCUACCUGACCUCUAUUUACACCCAAGAAGAUGGUGCUUUUCCCACUUCUGGUUCCACACGGGACGUUUGCAAGCAGCCCAUUUACACUGUGGAGAGCUUGCUGAAGGUCAAUGUUGCUGCUGCUGCUUCUGCCCACGAAUUAUUGAAGAGAACAUGGCGGACAGAGGUGUUGCCAGGAACGGUGAAAGAGAAAGGACUGGAAGAGGAGGAGGAGGAAGAAGAGAUGUACACCCAGUCACCGUCACAGCAAGAACCUUUUUUCCUGGAAGACCCAGCAGCUUUGGCUGAAAAAAGAAAAGCUCUUCAGGGGGCAGUCUGGCAAGUCGGCUCAGAUGAACUGAAAUGGAGAAAUUUUCCUCUGGGAAAACUACCUGGCCAAACGGAUGAUCCCGAUACCCUGUUAGUGGAUAACUAUACCAUGAUGUCGGCUCUUGACCAACUGGAGAAUGGAGACAGGAAAUAUUCCCCCAACAAUGUCUCACCAGAAUGGUCUGGUUUCCUUACGUCAGGACUCAUAUGGACCCAGAGCGAGCUUCAUAAAUUAAAGAGUGGGAUUCAGCAUUUUUGAGCAGGAGAUUCUUUAUUAAUGAUAUAACACAAUGGGAGGUUUUCCUUGCCACUCAAGGAACAAUACUGUGCCUGCCUGCUCUUUGAAAGUUCUUUUUGGUGCAAUGCAGCUACUUCUCCAUCAUAGAUAUUCCCCCUGGACAUUUAAGGGCUGUGGAGAAGCAGGCACACUUAAUCCACACAACAGAUCUGCCCAUUGCUAAAAUUCAUUUUUGUAUUUUUAAAAAAUAAUUAAAUGUUUUAAUAUUUUUAAU